AUGCCCUCUCGUGGGGGAGAUGCUCAUCGAACACCACUCGUUGAUCCUGCUGCUACGCUGUUGCCACACUGCCAUGAUCGUGCUGUACAAUCCGUUGCUGGUUCGUGGGGGUUGUUGAGUGUUUCGCUAGAUAGGGUGAAGUGCCGCUGUCCCGUGCCGGGGAAGGCACCGAAGAAGCAGCGUAGUGCUGGCACCGCGAGGCAUGUUGACGUGCACACUGUGGAGAGUGUACGUGCAGUGUCACACCCACUACAGAACGAUGCUGUGUCGGAUCCCACCGUUGUGAACCCCACCGCUGCGAGUUUCCCGAUGAGCUGUCCCCAGGAUCAGGUGAGGGUAAAAACGUUGAACCUGGGCGAGCUGGACUUGACAGACCAUGUGUGGGACACUGCAAGGGAUCUUGUCCCAGGGAAGCCCAUCUAUACGCUCCAUCGGAAAUCCAAACAGUGUGACCAGAGGUCCCCUUCUCUGCAUCGCAAACAGGACGAGGCCCCACCAGAUCACAAAUGGCAAGAACUGACCGCGACAAGAACACGACAAAGAUCAGCAGCACCGAACUUCCUCAAACUGUUUGCUCUGGAGAACAGUGCGAGACGGAAACACCUGCUGCCGGAGGUGCCAUUCGACGAUGACGAAGAAGACAAUAUCUUCUUACUGGGGCACGAUACAACAGCACAGAGUCCGCAGCUCUACGAAAACGACAUUGCGGGGGACCGACGACUUGGGAUCGUUACUGCACAUAAACUGUGGGGUCAGUUCGCGCAGGGUCAGCUGCGAUCGGACGUCUACGGCACCGCGUGUCCUUGCAACCUGCAAUUCGUGCGGCAAAAGCCCGCAAUUGACCAGGGAAACUCCCAUGGAGUACCACAGUCACUGCUCGACCCGUGUGGGACACUACAAUUGGGGAAGGACCACGACAGGACCGUCCAGUACCUCGUGAAGGGCUUUUGCGACGCCCGGUUCGUGUCCAGUGACCCAGCGAUUUACGAGUGA
This is a messenger RNA of Huiozyma naganishii CBS 8797, 993 nucleotides long. It is a transcript of the gene GIS3, whose product is annotated as Gis3p. Lineage: Eukaryota; Fungi; Ascomycota; Saccharomycetes; Saccharomycetales; Saccharomycetaceae. The transcript has a single exon. The coding region runs from base 1 to 993 and encodes 330 amino acids. The record is from RefSeq and is a predicted model, not a curated record.